GUAAGUUAGCCUAAUUUUAACGGUAAAAAUGGUUGGUGGAUCACAAAGUUCUAAGCAAAGGGACUUAAACGUUCUCAUUGAAAAUAAAGUUUUUAUUAUCUUAUACUGUAAAAAGUGACAUUCUUGUGUCAAACGGAAAAUCGCCAUUUCCAACGUAUUUAGUUUAAAGACUACAUCAGAAAAGAGCAGACGACAAUGGACACUUCACUCCUUUUGAGUCCACCAUCUCUUCGGCGAGUUAUCCUGCCGAUGCCAGCAUCCUUUACAAAGAUUAACGCCGACCCACAACAGAAUCACUUCUCACAAAGGGAUUCCCAUGAAAAACUACACAACCCUUCUCGCUGUGAAAAGGUACCGAACAAUGGCCACAGUUUUGAACCAGCACCAGCACACGAUAUUCCACUCCCUGCUUUGAAUGGAUAUCGCACAAGCUUGGAUUUAGAGGGCGCUUUGGUUGACAAAGCCAUAGAAAACGUGAUGACGUUACCACAGGAAGUCCAAGAGGCUGUGUCCAUGCAGAAGUUACAGAACAACGAAAUCACAAGAUGUGAAAAGUACCUAGCUACGAUUCUGGAGCAAGAAAGGAGAGCGGAGAGCAAUAAUGAUGUCCUUUUACAAGAGAUUUCUUCAAUAGAUCGCAAAAUUUAUUUUACGAAAGAAUCGUUUGCUCGUAAAGAAAGGAGAUGUUUUCAGCUCUCUAAAGAUAUUGAUGAGUUGAUAGUUGAAGUCGAACACUUGAAUCAAAAAAGGGAAGCUUCUGAAAAAGAUUUGAGUGAGGAGCUCGGGAUGAUACGUUGUUACGAGGAGAAAAUGAGCGAUUUCAGACUUCAAACAGAGGAGAGCGAGUCUUCUUCAGAUUCUUUCAAGGACUGGAAAGACACUCGUGAGCGCAUCAGACUUCUUCAGCUGGAAAUAAACCAGUCUCAAGGAGAGCCCUCGAGCAAAGAAACCUUGGAGAGCUUCAAAAGAGAAAUUGGAGGCCAAAUAAACGAAGUCAGACAAUUAAUAUCAGAGGAUGAAAGGCUAAUUGCGGAUAAGUAUUCCCAAAUUUCAGAAGAAAAGAAACUACAAGAAAAUACGUGCAAGAGUCUUCAAGUCUUAGAAAAAAGAAAUGCCGCCCAGCUGCUUCGAAUUAAGAAACAGGUUAAAGAAGCCCAGUUAAGGAACCGUGCUUGGAACAGUCAAAUACAGCAACUGGAACAGAGUAUCUCCUUGCUGCAGGAAAAAAUAAAGACCUCAUAAGACAGUUGAAAGGUGUUUUUAUAAGUAUCAAAUUUAUAAUGAUGCUAUGAUUCUGGAGGGAAAUCUAGAAUCUUUUUGGGGUUGUAAUGUUUUUAACUUUAAUGUUUGAAGAUUUAGCGUACUUGU
Molecule: messenger RNA, 1368 nt
Organism: Magallana angulata
Lineage: Eukaryota; Metazoa; Mollusca; Bivalvia; Ostreida; Ostreidae
Product: plasticin-like
Exons: 11
Coding region: 196-1242 (348 amino acids)
Source: RefSeq, a predicted model, not a curated record